Messenger RNA from Anolis sagrei ordinatus, 4196 nucleotides. The record is from RefSeq and is a predicted model, not a curated record. Lineage: Eukaryota; Metazoa; Chordata; Lepidosauria; Squamata; Anolidae.
GCCAGGAAAGGCGGGAGGGUUCUCGCCAGAGGAAGGGGAGCUGUUUCCUUUAGGGUCGAAGGGGAGUUUAUUCUCUCUCUCUCUGCUGGGCAGUGCAAGUAAUGGGGGCCUGGCUACUAUGGCAACUGGAGUUGUGAGGCUAUUUCGUGUGGAGGCAAGCGUCCAGGCUUCCUCCUCCGCAGAGCUGCAGCCACACUGCUGAGUGAAUGCAGCUGGACGCCACUUUAACCGCUAUGGCUCCGUGGUAUGGACUCCUGGGAGUUGUAGUUUGGGCAGGCCCCGGUACUGCCUGGAAAGGAAGGGCAAAGGGCUUGUAAAACCAUAACUCCCAGGGCUCCAUGGCAUUGAGUCAUGGUAGGGAAAGUAGGGUCAAGCCGCAUUCGUCCAGCAGUGUAGUAGUAAGAGCGAGGAAGACUGAAUUUAAUGUAUACGGGGCUGGACUCACCAAUACAGGUAUAAAGAUGAAAAAUGUCUGAAGAAGAAAGUACAAAACAAAGAAGGAUACAGUCUUUUCAACUGGAUGCUAUAGUAUGGCAGCAAAAUCGAGGAAAGGACUAAAAAGUUCCAUUGAUGAUGUUCUUGGUGAUCUCCUUGGAGAUGAUGAUGACAUCCCCCUCAAAACUGGUAAAUCUGCUUCAUUUGGUAGAGAACGUGCCAGAGGAAGCACCUUGCAGAUGAGCAAAAAGGGGCUUCUGGAUGAUGAUUUCUUCAGCAAAAUGGCUCUUGAAGAGGAGGCUAAUGCAGAGGAUCCCGAUAUCUCAGAUGUGGACCCAGAUGCUCUGCUGGAGACCUUGAAGGAUAUGGAUGACAUGGAAGCUGAUCUUCUGGGCAUAAAGAAAGCAAAUUCUGAACCUGUUCAAAAACCUGCAAAGAAUGUAACAAAUUCUCAGCCUUCCGAGCUAGCCAAAUCUGCUAAAAAAAUAACAAUCACUGAAAAAGGAAACUUUGCAAGUGAAAUAAACCAGAAACCAAAUUCUACUCCCACUGCUUCCCGGCAGCUUAAACCAAAGUUAUCCUUUGAAGAUAUGGAUGACCCCUUGGCUGGACUUUUGUCUGACGAAGAAGAGGGCAUACUGAAGAAAGCACAAUCCUCUGCCACUAAAAAUGCUCCAGAAAAGAAUACUGGAACUGUUAAAGAAAAAGGUUUAUCUACAGCUCUUUCCCACGCUGUUGCCCCUGAGCGGAAAAGAGAUGAAUUAACAUUUGAAGAUGAUGAGGACGAUCUCAUGAAUGCCCUGGGGUUUGGUGACCACCCAAAGGCAGAACUGAAAUCAGGCAGAAAGAGUGCAGAAAAGGAGCCUCGCCCAGCUCGAUCCAUGCUAGAUGAACUGCUGGGACAAGGAACUGCAAAGAAACUCCCGGAGAGACCCAGCACAGGAGAACAAAAGGAGUUCAAACUGGAUAAGAAAUACCAAAAGCAAACAGAUAAGGAAGCCAUUUUGGGAGAUGAGUUCACUUUUGGAGCCUACCAACCAACUGUGGCAUCUGCUCCAGAAGGACGGCAGUCAAGGCGGCAAUCUGUCAGGUUUUCCUCAGAGAACCUCAGUGAGCUAAAAACAGACCAAAGAUCCAAACCUUCCACCCCGGCAUCUGGCAGCCCAGUACACAGCAAGAGUGGUGGUGACUGGUUGGGGCUGAAAGAUGAAGAUUUUGACUUGCCUCCACCCUCACCAGCAAAGGAAUCUAGUAAGAGCAUCGUAAGAGCAUCCUCAAUGGAUGUGCCGCCUGGGUCUUCUGAGAUUCAGCAUCCACCUCCCUCCAAUCAGCUCCUUUCCCGAACCAAACCAGCUCCUGAAGCAGCAACACUGAAGCCUGAGCCCGUUGAAGAUGACGCUGACAGCUGGCUGAGCAAUGUCUUAACUCAAAAGAAAUCCCGCAUGCAGGAGAAAGUGAAGGAAAAGAAACCAAGACCCUCUGAAUCUCAGAUACAUGGAGAGGAGGAGAAUCCCAUUGCUCUUACCAUUCAGCAAACUCCAUCCGCCCAGAGAUAUCAGCCAUCUGUUUCUCCCAUGGACAGACCUACCAGACUAGAAGAAACUAGGACUUCCACAUCUUGGUUAAAAUCUCAAGAACAAAUGACUCCUGCUUUUCCAUCCAAUCUCAGGAAAGGGACUCCCUUUGGAGACUCCAAUGCUACAGCACCUGCAGCAUUUUUGCAAGAACAACAAGAGGCCUUUAGGAUUCCUAUGCACUCUCAGCUGCUACACUCAGAGCCCCAUUCACUGAGCUCCCCAAAUACCAAUGAGUAUGAAAAAAGGCUAGCAGGUGUGCAGUUGCAGCUGCGAGAGAGCCUGGCAGGCUAUCAGGCAGAACUGCUGAACGCACAGACUCGCCUCACUGAGCUAGAAGGCCAGGUAAGGCGUCUGGAGCUGGAGAAGAGUCAGCAGAAACUGUUAUUGGAGAGUCUUCAGCAACGUCAUCAAGAGGACUUGGAACUCAUUGAGAAAGCUCACAGGAACCGUGUGAAAGUGAUUGAGGACUCAUACCACCAACGUGAGGAGCGCCUCCAGCAAGAGAACCAAGAGUUGACACAGCAGUAUUUGUCUCAGUGCCAGAAUGCAGAGCAGACCAAAUCAGAGCUUCUAGCCCAGCACCAGCGCCGACUCACAGAGCUAGAGCAAGAGAAGGCCAAGGAGCUCAAUCGACUUCAGGAGCUUCAGCGGAUAUCCAUUCUGGAAAUGCGCAAAGACCACGAAGAACAACUACAACGACUGAAACGGCUGAAGUCUCAGGAGAUCGACGCAGUGACCAGUGCUACCUCCUACACCAGGUCUUUGAAUGGCAUCAUUGACCAGAUGGAAAAGUUUUCAAGCAACCUGAAUGAUCUUGCAAACAAAGUAGAGGCCACUCACCACACCACGCACCAAGGACUUGAGAUUGGGGCACGCCAGCGGGAUGAACAGCUAAGAGUUUUACAAGACCGUCUGGCCCGGCAGCAGAGAGAUAUGGAAGAUGAGCGAGGGCGACUGCAAGAGGUCAUCUCUAAAAUGGAGGCCAGGUUAAACGAGCAGACUCGCCUUCUGGAGCAGGAACGCUGGAGAGUAACCACAGAACAAUCCAAAGUGGAAUCGUUGCAGCACUCUCUGGAGGAGCAGAGGAGGGCCAUGAUCCAGCAGCUGGCCAUGGAGAGGGAGGAACUGGAAAGGGCAAAGAAUUCUUUGCUUGAGGAACAGAAAUCAGUCAUGCAGAAAUGUGCCGAAGAGCGCCGUAAACUUGCUGCAGAAUGGUCAGAGCUCCACAUCCAGCAAAGACUGAUCAAGGAGCGCGCAGAGCGGGAGGUUGACAGGGCUCUGCAGAUGGACUGUAAGAGAGAAGGAGCCAUCAUGAGUUUUGCAAAGGAACAAGCAGACUUGAAAAUCAAAGCCAGUGAGUUGCGAGCCAAAGAGGAGCACUUGGCUAGAGACAGAGAGGUUCUGGAGCAAGAAAAGCAGGCACUAAGACUAGAAAAGGAAAGAGUCAAUGCAGCCGCUCUGCACAUCAAACAGAGGACAGCUGAAAUUGACAGUAUGAGCAAGCUCUCCUCUCAGAAGUAUGAAGAGGGGGAGAGAGCCCUCCUGGAGGCACGGAAGGUAGAAUCAGAGCAUCAAGCAAGACUGCAUGCAAUACAGCAGCAGAUGGAGCGAGUCAAGCAACAGGAGGAACAUUUGCAUCAGGAACGCCUCAGUUUGACUCACCAGAGGAGACAGCUUGAACAGCUGCGGAUGGGACUCCCAGCCAAUAAUCCACUAGUGUUCCAGAGUUUGCUUCAGAUGCCAUUGUCAGGAGUUCAGUCCAACACAAUCUCCAACAUGAACUAUAUGUCUGUUCCUGUGAAUGAUCUUCCUAAAGUAAACCCUGGCAAACCUGGAGGCUCCCAGGCUGUCUCAAAAUCAGGACCACCAGAUCUGUAUGCCAAACUGGUGCUGCAUAAGCUUACAGCUGAACGGGAUCACGACUUUUUGGAGGAAGAGCAGUUCUUCUUAGAAACCCUGAAGAAAGCUUCCUACAAGACUUCGUCUCAGUCAGCAUGAAAGCAGGUGAAUGCUGGAGGCAGGCUUGCCUGGAUUGAUGUUUUUUUCAAACCAAGAUGGAUUGUCAUUUCUGAAUUGUCAAAUAAUUUAGAUGGGAGGCAGUGAAUUAAACAUGCAAGUUGUCAAAACCUGUUGUGGUAGAAAUUACAUUUUGUUAAAUAAAUGUAUUUUUAAUAUACCUGUAAA